AUGAAGACUAAACCGAUCAUCGUUCGACAUCGUUUUAUUCGUCUUAUUAUUGCUCAUAUUUUAUGUGCUAUUCAUAUGAGUCUUUCAAUUUAUGUUCUUUAUUCUAUCAAGGCUAAAACAUAUUUAUAUUUUAUUCCGAUGUUUGGUACAAUUUUAUUCGGUGUUGAAGCAAUAUUUUCUCUUGCUUUAUAUCGAUGUAAAGAAUAUUUUCGUGGUUUUUCAAUUCUUGUAUUUGUUUAUUCAAUAACAAUAAUUGCUUCCAUAUGGGUACUUGAAUUACAUCGUAUAAAUGAACUUAAACAAGAUGGAUGGAAAACAGUAACGAUAUCAUUUCAUCAUAUUCCAACACGAUUUGGUGAUGUACAAGGACCAUGGGUAAAACCAAAAGAUUUUUUACAAAAUUUUAAAUAUAUAUGGUCACAAGUUGAAAUACAAGUCUAUCUUUUUCUUCUUCUUAUACUUCGUGCAUUAUUACCUAAACAAGAUUCGAUAUCAUAUUUUGGUAAAACUAAUUUAUUAUUUAAUUAUUUUGCAACUGGUAUGGAUUUAUUAGAUUUUAUUGAUUUAUUAUCAUAUCCUCAACUAUAUUUUAAUUCACGUCUUGUUUAUGCUACUUUAUGUGUAUGGUCAAUAAGUUGUUUACAAUUUAUUAUCUAUGUACCUGAAGUUAAAGAUAAUAAAUUAAAAGAAUUACAUUCAUUUUUAACAAAUUCACUUUUAGUCACAUUUCUUAUGGAUCUACCAUUUCUUAUUGUACGAAUUUAUGCUAUAUUUGGUUGUGGUAAACACGAUUAUACAAGUUAUUUUUUUGUUUUUAAAAAUAUUGUGGUUAUAUUAUUACAAAUUGCACGUAUACAAGCAAUUAUUGUUGAACGUAAUCAACAUCGAAAAAAUCAAUUAAAUCAACUUACUUAUAUACCACAAGCACCAUUUAAUACUAGAGUUAAAUCUCAACAAUCAUCUAUACCAUUAACAAAUAAUAAUAAUAAUCGAACAGGAGGAGGAGCUCGAAUUAUUUUUUCAAAUUAUUCACAAAAUAAUAAACGUAGUAGACAACCAGAUGAUGGUCAAAUUAAAAAUUUUAGUAAUGUUUAA
Messenger RNA from Adineta steineri, 1095 nucleotides. The record is from the annotation of a GenBank genome assembly. NCBI's taxonomy places the organism in Eukaryota, Metazoa, Rotifera, Eurotatoria, Adinetida, Adinetidae.